AUGGAAAAGUCAAGAAUUGGUGUUGUAUUAUUUCUUUUGUACCUGUCUGUCUUCUAUCCUCAAUCUAAGGUUCAAUCAUUCGCCACUUCAUCUGAUGAUGAUUUAAGCUACAUGAAAUUUGUCUAUAAUUCCACUGAUCUGCCAUUAGAAGAAGUGUACGACUACAUUGUAGUUGGAGGGGGUACAGCAGGCUGCCCAUUAGCAGCAACUUUAUCAGAAAAGUACUCGGUGCUCCUGCUAGAAAAGGGCAGUGUUCCAAGUGCAUAUCCAAGUGUUUUCAGUCAAGAUGAGAUUCUUACAACUCUCAUGCUAGAAGACGAUGGAAAGACGCCAGCUGAAAGGUUCACAUCCGAAGAUGGUGUGGCCAAUGUAAGAGGCAGGGUUCUUGGUGGGUCAAGCAUGAUCAACUUUGGUUUCUACUCUAGAGCCGAUAAAGAUUUUUAUGGAAACUCAGGAAUUGAAUGGGACAUGGAUUUGGUUAGAAAGGCCUAUCAAUGGGUUGAAAAUACUAUCAUAUCCCCCCCGAAUGUGUCACGUUGGCAAUCUGUUGUGAAGGAAGGUUUGUUAGAGGCUGGUGUUCGUCCAGACAACGGAUAUAAUUUAAAUCACAUUCCAGGAACUAAGGUCUCGGGUACUUAUUUCGACAAUCAGGGAAGGAGACACGGAGCUGUGGAAUUGCUUAAUCUAGGAAACCCAAAGAACUUGAAAGUUGCAGUUCAUGCCACAGUAGAGAGAAUCAUAUUCUCUUCCAACGCACCAAGUUUGUCUGCUAGAGGAAUCGUGUAUAGUGAUUCUAAAGGGAGGUCACAUAAGGCCUUCAUACGUGGUAAGGGAGAGGUUAUAUUGAGUGCCGGGGCAAUUGGAAGCACUCAACUCCUGCUACUUAGUGGUGUUGGCCCAGAGUCCUACCUUUCAUCUAUCAAAAUCCCAGUUGUUCACCCCGAGCCUUACAUUGGACAGUUUAUGAGUGAUAAUCCUCGUAAUUACAUCACAAUUUUGCCUCCAUUUCAACUGGAGUCCUCUAGUGUACAGAUCGUUGGCAUCACAAGCGAUUUCUUCAUAGAGACUUUCUCUGGGUUGCCAUUUUCUACUCCACCCUUUAGUAUUUUUCCUGAUCCUUCUUUCUCCGCAAAGAUAAAUUCAACUUACGGGCAAAUUAUCUACAAAGAUCCAGGACCCUUGUCCUAUGGUUCGCUUAGGCUGCGGUCGUCCUAUGAUGUCAAAGUUGGUCCAAAUGUCCGCUUCAACUACUUCUCAAAUCCGCUGGAUCUUGCUCGUUGUGUUAAUGCCACAAGGAAGAUUGGUGAUUUAUUAAGCACAAAUUCGUUGAAACCAUUUAAGGCUCAAGAUUUGCCGGGUAAAGAUGGUUUCAACUUUUUCGGACCACCAUUACCAAUGAACCUUACAGAUACCGCAUCCGUGGAAACAUUUUGUCGAGACACAGUAGCCACAUUUUGGCACUACCAUGGGGGAUGCCUUGUGGGAAAGGUGGUUGAUGGGGAUUUACGUGUCAAGGGGAUCAAUGCCUUACGUGUUGUUGAUGGAUCCACAUUCAAGUUCUCACCAGGGACCAAUCCUUCGGCCACCGUUAUGAUGUUAGGAAGGUAUAUUGGCGUUAAGAUGCUGAAAGAAAGAUAA
Prunus armeniaca (apricot) is the source of this 1638-nucleotide messenger RNA. The record is from the annotation of a GenBank genome assembly. Lineage: Eukaryota; Viridiplantae; Streptophyta; Magnoliopsida; Rosales; Rosaceae.